This is a messenger RNA of Dracunculus medinensis (Guinea worm), 882 nucleotides long. The record is from the annotation of a GenBank genome assembly. Lineage: Eukaryota; Metazoa; Nematoda; Chromadorea; Rhabditida; Dracunculidae.
AAUUUUCAGAUAAAAAUGCUAAAAAAUUUACUAAAUAAUUCAAAAGUUCGAGUGAAAAAUCCAAUAAAAGUUCAAGAAAAACUCGAGGAUUUUAUUAAAGAUGGUUUUGAUCGACUUAUGGUGAUAAGCGAUUUUGAUUAUACAAUAACGCGAUAUCAUGAUGAGGACAAUAACAAAUGUUGGACAACUCAUGGUGUUUUCGAUUCGGCUACGGAAUUCUUAAGUCCAUUUGUUACUGAAGAAUUACAGAAACUUAAACGUAAAUAUUUACCCAUCGAAUAUGAUCCUGACAUAUCCGAAGCGGAGAAAAGGCCAAAAAUGGAGGAUUGGUUCGUUUUUUCUGCUAUUCAGUCGGCUCAUAAUCUUAUAACAUCGGUACAUUUCGAAAGGACUGCAAUUGAAUCUUUGGUUCAUCAAACGGAACAAUUACUUUUCGAUCUUCAUUGUAAUCAUGUACCAAUUUUUAUCUUUUCAGCUGGCAUCGGGAAUAUUAUUGAAAUAUUUCUGAAAGAACAUUUCGGCAAUAUGAAUAAUAUUCAUAUUAUUUCCAAUAUGAUGACAUUCGAUGUUAACAAUAAAAUUAAUGGAUUUGAAGAGCCUUUAAUUCAUACGUUCUCGAAAAAUAGUUUAAUGAUGAAACGUGAUCCGAAAUUUUUCCUCAAAGUCGCGAAUCGUCAUAACGUUCUUUUGAUGGGAGAUAGUUUAGGAGACACGCAUAUGGAUGCUGGUUUGGACGAUGGACGAACUGUUUUAAAAAUAGGCUUUUUAAAUUUCAACAUCGAUACACUUCUUGAUAAGUAUCUUGAUGGCUUUGAUAUCGUUCUAAUUGAUGAUCAAUCUAUGGAUAUUCCAAGAAGCAUUUCGACUUAUAGCAAUAAAUAG